AUGAUUAAGUUUGAUAAAACAGAUACAAUAGUAGUGACGAAUUUUUUAAUUGAUCGUUUUUGCGUAUGAGCAUCGCAAAAAUUAUAUCAUCAUAAGAAACAAUCUCUUUUGUAUAGGAUCUAGACUACAGAUGUUUCGAUUACAAAUACAUACUCAUAUUUAUCUAGCACUGAAUUUCACGUUUCGUCCAUAUCUCUUUUCAAUAAAAUCUCUAAGCGUUAGUUGAAUGUAUUUUAGCAUAGUAGAUAUACUUGAAGGAGUAUUUUAUCAAUGAUUAUCCAUAGUAUGUACAAUUUUGUUAAGUUAACAAAUGUUGAAAUAUAUGGCAAGAAGAAAGAACUUUCCUUAUCAUCUUACUCCCAUAGACGACCAUUACAGACCUGUUGACACGUUUGUCAGUCUGAUCUUAGGUUUCUAAUGGGCUAUGAUAGAAAGAGAGAGAACAAGAUUUAUCCGUAAUGAUGAAAGUAACUUCAUCGCAGAGAUUACAUUGACAGCUUUUUACUUAAGUAGAGAGUGUAAUUUGAUAUAUUUGAAUAACUAUUAGUUAGUUAAACAAUAAGUUGUUAGAGAAUUUUAUGUCAGAAUGAAGAUUCAUGCCUAUAUACUUUCUCAAUUACAUUAGAUGGAGUAAUUGUUUCUCUUUAAAUUUGUAUCUCGGACACUAUUCAAUCUUAGAUAUUAAGUCUUGUCGAAACAUUUUCAGAUUGUACAAUCAAAUAGAAUCAAUAUUGUAGAAAACAUUUUUUUGCAUUUUAGGUCCUGAUAGUGAAAUAAAACCAACAAUGUGUCAACUUCCAUUAGUUCCUAGAUACAAUACCAGUAAAAUAAUUGUAGCUGGAACUGGAUCACAAAGAUCGACUAUCAAUGAAUUAAAUUCACUCAUUGGCAUAGCAUUGGAUAGUAUGAGUAAUCUCUAUGUGCUAGACGCCGGAAACAGUCGUGUUUUAAAAUAUCAUGCUGAUUCAAAACAGGAGGAAGCUGUUAUUGGACAAGGCAUGGAUCGAUAUCCUAAAGCUUCUUCCUUAAAAAGGAUAUUUAUUGAUAAAAACGAUCUACUUUAUACCUAUCAAGAGAAUACAGAUCAUUAUGGUGUAAUUGUUAGUUGA
Molecule: messenger RNA, 1109 nt
Organism: Rotaria sp. Silwood2
Lineage: Eukaryota; Metazoa; Rotifera; Eurotatoria; Philodinida; Philodinidae
Source: the annotation of a GenBank genome assembly